UCCCUUGCAUUUUGUGAUUCCAGGUGUCUGCAUCAAUCGCACAUUAAUCUCUGGCAUCUUUAUCAAGGACAACCCCAAUAUAAUCAGCAUGACGGAAACACGCAAGAUUGUCAUCCUCGGAGCCUCAUGCGCUGGUCUCGGAGUCGCACAUUACCUCGCCAAACACGUCUUACCCCAAUUGAAUGAGGAGACCAAAUAUGAGCUGCACAUCGUCGACCCGAGCACACGUUUCUGGUGGCACAUCGCGGCUCCUCGCCAGAUCGUCACAAUGAAGGACCUCACUGUCGACAAAACUUUCGUACCCAUCAAGGACGGUUUCAAGCAGUACACCUCGCUCCAGGACAACAUCUUCUUCCAUCAAGGAACUGCAUCCGCGCUGGACAUUGAAGCCCGCACGGUGACAUUGACCAAUUCGGGAGGUGAAGACAAGCAAACCCUCGACUACUACGCUCUAGUCAUCGCCACAGGCACAACUUCUCCCACGCCUCUCACCACCUUUCACGGCGACUACACCGUCUCCCAGAAAGCCUUGGAAGAAGUCAACACCAAACUCGCCUCCGCGAAAGAAAUCGUCAUCUCAGGCGGCGGCCCGAUAGGCGUCGAGACCGCCGGCGAAAUCGGGCAGGUCUUCGGCAACAAAGCGAAGAUCACCCUCAUCACGGGCUCUGAUAAGCUUCUGCCUGUCCUGAACGAAGCUCGAUCCAAGAAAGCCGAGGGAAUGCUCGCUAAACUCGGCGUGUCUGUCAUCUACAAAGUCACCGUUGACAAGGACGAAGCUUCGUCUUCUGAUCCCGAGAAGACGGCUCUUACUCUCAGCAAUGGCAAGACUAUCUCCGCAGACGUGUAUAUCCCUGCACACGGUGUCAAGCCGAACUCGGAGUUUUUGCCUGCUGCUCUCAAGGACGACAAGGGCUACACCAAGACGAAUUCUUCGACGCUGCGAAUCGAUGCAGCGGGUCCGCGGGUGUAUGCGGCGGGCGACAUCGCGGGUGUAGACAACGGUGGCAUGUUGAACAUGUACGAGACACUGCCGGUGCUGAAUAGGAAUAUUGCGAAGGAUCUGCUCGAGAAGCAUGCGGUGCCGGAUCAGACGUAUACAUUCAAGCCAUCGGAGACGCAGGUUGUACCGAUUGGACCGAAGACUGGAGUCGGAGCCUACAGCGGAUGGACGAUUCCUGGGUUCGCCGUGGCGAUGGUCAAGGGCAAGGACUAUUUUGUUGGGCAGGUGCCUGACUUCACGGAGGGAAAGAAGUUUGUCAAGGCUUGA
Messenger RNA from Zymoseptoria tritici IPO323, 1267 nucleotides. RefSeq lists its product as uncharacterized. NCBI's taxonomy places the organism in Eukaryota, Fungi, Ascomycota, Dothideomycetes, Mycosphaerellales, Mycosphaerellaceae. Gene Ontology annotation, molecular function: flavin adenine dinucleotide binding; electron-transferring-flavoprotein dehydrogenase activity. The transcript has 2 exons. The record is from RefSeq and is a predicted model, not a curated record. Gene Ontology annotation, cellular component: cytoplasm. Bases 89 to 1267 code for a protein of 392 amino acids.